Molecule: messenger RNA, 3127 nt
Organism: Nicotiana tabacum (common tobacco)
Lineage: Eukaryota; Viridiplantae; Streptophyta; Magnoliopsida; Solanales; Solanaceae
Source: RefSeq, a predicted model, not a curated record
UCCCAAAAGACGUUUCUUUUUUCAUCGAAGGUAAAACCAAGUCCUUUUAUGUACUGUCGCCGAAAUUUUCUCUCUCUUCAAUAAACGGCGAAGAUUCGAUCAGAAGAACAGGGGACGACUGACUGCAAGGUAAGAAAGAACUAUAUCUUCAGAUUGUAAUAGUAGCAUCAUCAAUGGCGGACUAGUCGAACGGUUUCAUUGCCAAUUCACCUUACAAAAACGGCGGCGUUUUCACCGGAUUUCAUUCUCUGUAGUCAGAUUCAGUUCUCGAAAUUUCCUCCAUUGCAUCGGAACCCUAGAUUGCUUUAUCAGUUCUGGAGUUAACUCAGGCCUCAGCUUCUAGUGGCAGAUUGCUUCUAGCAUUCUACUAUUUUGGUACUCCACUUCAUCGUGUAUCUGGAUUGUACUCAGCCUGAAUAUUAGCUUAUAUCUGUGAGCGGUCUCACGGAAUAUAUUGGCUAGGUUCAUCUGGCUUAGUGCUGAAGUGUUAAUGAGUAGCACAGGCAGUAUUGUGUUUGAAGGUGAUCAAGGCAAGUCAUUGCAAUCACUGUUGUUGGGUUAUAAGACUUGUCAAUCUGAGAUAUAAAAGUCGACUUAUUGGAUCUGGUGCAUUUCAGGAAUUUAUUUCGUUGAAGUUAUUCUUAGGGAAGUUCUUCCCAUGAGGUAGCUGGAGCUAUAAAAUAUCUUGUGGUUCACAAGCAAAAUGCUAUAUAAUUGGAAGAAGCCUCACAUUAUUUUCUCUACAGUGCUUGAGGUUGUUUAUGUUGCAAUAUAACUAGCAAUUAUGGAACAACUAUCAGAGAAAAAGUUCCCUGUCAAUGCGAAAGAUUAUAAGUUAUAUGAAGAAGUUGGAGACGGUGUUAGUGCAACUGUGUAUCGGGCUCUGUGCAUUCCUCUUAAUGAGAUUGUUGCAAUCAAGGUUCUGGAUUUGGAAAAGUGCAACAAUGACCUGGAUGGAAUCCGGAGAGAGGUGCAGACCAUGAUCUUGAUUGAUCAUGCAAAUGUAUUGCGUGCACACUGUUCCUUCACUGCAGGUCACAGCCUUUGGGUUGUCAUGCCAUUCAUGGCCGGAGGAUCUUGCCUUCAUAUUAUGAAAUCUUCUUAUCCUGAUGGUUUUGAGGAGCCUGUAAUUGCCACAUUAUUGCGCGAGGUCCUCAAAGCCCUUGUAUAUCUUCAUUACCAUGGACACAUACAUAGAGAUGUAAAGGCUGGGAAUAUUUUGAUUGAUUCCGAUGGUGCUGUUAAAUUGGCAGAUUUUGGAGUUGCAGCUUGCAUGUUUGAUACUGGUGAUAGGCAACGUUCAAGAAAUACUUUUGUUGGAACUCCAUGCUGGAUGGCUCCUGAAGUGAUGCAGCAACUGCAUGGAUAUGAUUUUAAAGCAGAUAUUUGGUCGUUUGGAAUAACAGCCCUUGAACUUGCUCAUGGUCAUGCGCCAUUCUCCAAGUACCCACCCAUGAAGGUUCUGCUGAUGACCUUACAGAAUGCACCCCCAGGCCUUGACUAUGAACGGGACAAGAGAUUCUCCAAGUCUUUUAAAGAAAUGGUUGCUGCUUGCUUAGUGAAAGAUCCAAAGAAGCGGCCAUCUUCUGAGAAGCUUUUGAAGCACCCUUUCUUUAAACAAGCACGAUCAAAUGAUUAUUUGGCACGUUCAAUCCUUGAUGGCCUCCCACCUCUAGGUGAUCGUUUUAGGAUGCUUAAGGCAAAAGAAGCAGAUUAUCUCUUACAGAACAAGGCAAUGUAUGAGGACGAGGAUCAGUUAUCACAGUCUUUUUGUUUAUUUAUACUCAUAACGCUNAACCUGGAGGAUCUGAAGAGCCAAGCUGCGCUGCUUCCGGAUUAUGACGACAUUCCAGAUGCUGAAGAUUCAAGUACUAGUGGGAAGCUGCGGGAGGGGAAUAGUGAUAUUGGUUCUAUAGCAGAAAGGCCUAAUCAGCCAAGUGUUUCUCAUGAGGAUGAGCUGAAUGAUGAUCAUGAUUUGGACAGUUCACUUGCUGCAUUUCCUAUUAAGCCUCUUCAAGCACUCAAGGGGUGUUUUGAUGUGUGCGAAGAUGACAUAACUUCUAGUAGUCCAAGUUGGGAAGAUGCUAUGCAAUCAGAGUCUAAUCAGCAGAACUUUAUGCUGUCACCAGCAAAAGUUGAGGACCAAGACAAUGGAAAAGAUGAUGGUGAGAAUCUGCGACAGAGUAGCUCCUUGCCACGUUCUGUUAUUCCAGGGCAUAAAAAGUUUUUUAGUGGUUCACUGCUACAGGAUAAUGCUCUUUCACCCAAAAAAGUUGUUACUGAUGGCGAGAGGGAAUAUCAACAUCCAAAGUACCAGGCUGAACGAAACUAUAGCGGUCCAUUGCAGUAUCGACAUAAGAAAGACUUAGGAGAAGAUGCAUCAGAAGGAGCUGUCGUCCAACGCAAGGGACGUUUUCAAGUCACAUCAGCAGAUCUGAGUCCCAAGGAACCUACAAGCUGUUUCUUUAACCCAGGUCAUGGAGGUUCUACUAGUCCAAGCAAUCUAGUUGCUUCACUACUUCCAUCAUUGCAAUGCAUUCUACAGCAGAAUACUUUGCAAAGGGAGGAAAUAGUGAAACUGAUCAAGUUUGCGGAGCGAGCAUCUGUCAAUCCUACAGACUUGGCUGAAGCUGGGACCAGUGAUCUUCCACAGAUGUCUCCUCCUUCUGUUAGGGAGAGAGAAUUGCAAUCUAUGGUCAUUCAAAUGCAACAAAGCAUUGGAAGUCUUGUGGAGGAGUUGCAGAGACAAAAGAUGAAGAAUAUUCAGUUGGAAAAGAAAUUGAAUACAGUGGUGAAGAAAGAAUAGAGAAGGUUGCACCACAUGGCUGGUGAAGUUUCUCUCAUGCUCGUGCUAAGGCACAUCGUUAAGCUAGUUGGGCGAGUGGGUUGUUGUAAUUUUUGUGUAACAUAUGUGUGAAUUUAAAGUAGGCACCAAAAUUUUGAGAUGCUAUUCAUUGUCAGAAUAUCUAUGAUCUAUUGUAAUAUACCAAUUUGGUAUUGUAUUUAAGUAGUUGUCCUUCAAAAUUAAUUGAAAGUCAGGGAGCAAAACUAGCUACUUGUGUAAAUCACCCUGCAAAACCUAGUUCCUUGUUUCAAAGUAUGACCAAUAAACCUGUAUGGAGGAGUC